Molecule: messenger RNA, 1955 nt
Organism: Rhinichthys klamathensis goyatoka
Lineage: Eukaryota; Metazoa; Chordata; Actinopteri; Cypriniformes; Leuciscidae
Exons: 4
Coding region: 332-1777 (481 amino acids)
Biological process (GO): DNA integration
Molecular function (GO): nucleic acid binding
Source: RefSeq, a predicted model, not a curated record
UCCGAUUAGAGAUAUCUGUAAUAUAUUUUGACUAGUCAAAACUCAAUUUAAGAUAUCUGUAAUGAUGUCAUUGAUAUCUUUAAAAGACGCGUCGUUUAUCCGCAAAGGUAAUUAGAGAUAUCUCUAAUUCGAUUUCGACUAGUCACAAUUGUAUUUUAAGAUAUCUGAAUUGUACUCGCUCCUAGUCAAUCCACUGUUGCGUGACGUGAAACUACAUUUCCUCAGCACCACCCAGAGUUCCUCCCCUCCUCCCUAGUUAACCGCUAACAACUUUAGUCUGCUUUUGUUUUCCGAGAGAAAAGAUAUGAAGUAGUUCAGGGAUUAUUAAACGAUGGCGGCAGCUGUUCUCGACAAAAUAGCAAGAAAGUGUCAACAAAUUGAAAGAGCUCAAAGUCAGGGAAAUUGUGGUGAGCGCGAACUUCGUGCGAUAGAUGACUGCUUAAGAAAUGCACAGAGAAUUUCGUAUUUGCUACCUCUUGAGACGAAUGAAGAAUUGAACACAAAUCUGGAGGAAAUUCGAACAAUGCUGUCAACGCAUUUGCAGAGUGAGGGAACUACAGCUUUUUCCAUUUCUCGAAGGAGCUCAGGUAGCCGAGGUAGACCAGCCAUUACAAUAACACGUGACCAAAUUGAAUUUUUAAUGAAGCAAGGUCACACAGUCAAGCGAAUGGCAAGAAUGUUAGGGUGCUCAUCCUCAUUUCUGUACAAGAGGUCCAAGCUGCUUGGCGUAUCCAUCAGGAGCAGAAUGUCAAGAGUGGAUGAUGAAGAACUUGAAAAUGUAGUGAGACGACUCCAAUGCCAGUAUCCAAAUACUGGAAAUGAGAUGAUGCGAGCCUUACUGGUUGCAGAAGGAUUGAGGGUUUCCCGGCAUAGGGUUCGUGAGAUGUUGGUCCGUAUCAAUCCAGCGGCUGCUGCAAGGAGAUGGAGUAGCACAGUGGCUAGAAGAGUUUAUCAUGUGCCCUGUCCCAACAGUCUCUGGCACAUUGAUGGCAACAUGCGCCUCAUAAGAUGGGGCUUUGUGAUUCAUGGUGCAAUCGAUGGACAUUCCCGACUAAUCACAUACCUAAAUUGCAACACCAACAACUGUGCCAGUACUGUGCUGUCUCAGUUUAUUCAAGCAACAUGCCUUUACGGUCUGCCCUCUAGGGUAAGGUCAGAUCACGGUGGUGAGAACUUACAAGUGGCCUUGUUUAUGAACCUUGUACAAGGACUUCAGCGCCGGAGUCACAUUACUGGGGAAUCUGUCCACAACCAAAGGAUAGAACGUUUGUGGAGGGAUGUAUUUUUACAUGUGCUACAAUCAUUCUACAGCAUGUUCUACAGUCUUGAAGAUUCUGAACUGCUUGAUCCCAGCAAUGACCUUCACAAAGUUUCGCUCAGCAUAGUUUUUCUUCCACAGAUCCAAGCUAGACUACAGCACUUCAAAGAGGCAUGGAAUCACCAUGCUUUGCGGACAGAAAACAAUAAAACACCAACACAGAUAUGGACAGAAGGAAUGCUGUCAAUGAUAGGAACUGACAGCACAGCCAUCAACAAUGUGUUUGGAGAUGAUCUCUACAGGCCAGAACAUUUUAAUGAACUCCUGGUUCAACAUGGCAUUGAGUCUUUGCCCACAGCUGAAAAUGAAGAAAUCCCAGCUGUAACUGUUGAACAGCCUCAAAUUAACCUUACUCCUCAGCAAAUGGAAACGGUUUCCCAUGCUAUUGACCAUAUUGCAGAUUUGAAGCUUAAGUUUCAGGUAUGUUGUACAGAAAUUGCUAAUGUUUUGGCAAACUAGUGUUGCAGAUUAGAGUGUUAUAAAGAAUGUCAUUCUUUUGUAAUAUUUUAAUACGUAAAAGGUUUAACAACAAGAAUGCUCUGUUGAAGAAUUAAUAGAUGCUGACAUUGAAAAAAGGAUUUUCUAUGAAAAGCUGGUGUACAAGUGAGAGAACCUGAACAAACAGUUAAAAAUUAGC